This is a messenger RNA of Rana temporaria (common frog), 721 nucleotides long. Its product is annotated as tissue factor pathway inhibitor 2-like. Gene Ontology annotation, molecular function: serine-type endopeptidase inhibitor activity. The record is from RefSeq and is a predicted model, not a curated record. NCBI's taxonomy places the organism in Eukaryota, Metazoa, Chordata, Amphibia, Anura, Ranidae. The transcript has 4 exons. The coding region runs from base 1 to 516 and encodes 171 amino acids.
AUGUCACUUGAUGAGAUGGUGGAGAUGGUGGACAUACUGUGGAGGAAAGAUUACGAUGGCGAUCAUGGGCCAUACGAUACCCCUAAUCUGAGGAAGGUCCAAAUAAUGGACAAAGUGGCGAAGAGUCUUUACCAUAAAUUUCAGGUCAGGAGAUCCAAGGAGCAGCUCCGAAUCUGUGAUAAUACACAGUCUACAGAUCAACACCAACUCUCCAUUGUGGUGACCAAGACACAAGACUACAACAUGAAAACCACAUUGAUCCUCGCUGUGAUCGCUGCCAGUCUUAUGAUGUUUCAGCUCACCUCUGCAAUUCCAGCAGUUUGCAAAUUACCUGCACUAAAAGGUCCAUGCAAGGGGUCCUUUCCUCGAUAUUUCUAUAAUAAACUGACAAGAAAAUGUGAACAAUUCAUCUAUGGCGGUUGUGAAGGAAAUGAAAACAGAUUUCUUACUAAGGACCUGUGCAAGAAUGUCUGCGAAUAUGCACAAGCAGAAGCAGAAGUAUUAAAAUUUAAAUAACUAUGGCAGAACUUUUGGCUAUCAACCUAGAAAGACCAGAGAAUGUUCCUGUUUUACAAGCGGAGAUUGCUUACUGAUAUUUUGGUGUAUUUGAUUCUGUUCUGUUCUUUCCAUAAUAUUGUAAUGGUUUUUACUUUCUCUUAAUCUUCAUUAUGUAUUGCUUUAAUCCUAAUUCAAAUAUAAAAAAAUUAUGAUAUAAACUCAA